CCGCCCCUGUCUUCACCCCAGGCUUCUCUGUCAUGGAGGGCAUGGACCUGGACCUGGACCUGGACCAGGAGCUCAUGCAGAAAUUCAGCUGCAUGGGCACAACAGAUAAAGACAUUUUAAUAUCGGAAUUUCAGAGGCUCCUUGGGUUCCAGCUGAACCCCGCCGGAUGCGCCUUCUUCUUGGACAUGACCAACUGGAACCUACAGGCUGCCAUAGGAGCUUACUAUGACUUUGAAAGCCCGAAUUUCAGCGCACCUUGCAUGUCCUUUGUGAAGGAUGUGACAAUCGGCGAGGGUGAAUCUGUUCCACCUGACACACCAUUUACAAAGACUUGGAGAAUACAGAACACAGGUGCAGAGUCAUGGCCGCCUGGGGUUUCUCUGAAGUAUGUGGGAGGUGAUCAGUUUGGUCACGUGAACAUGGUAAUGGUGCGCUCUUUAGACCCCCAGGAAAUGACUGAUGUCAGCGUGCAGAUGCAUAGCCCUGUCUCUCCUGGCAUGUACCAGGGUCAGUGGAGAAUGUGCACAGCUACAGGACUUUACUACGGAGAUGUCAUUUGGGUUAUCCUGAGCGUAGAGGUCGGAGGCCUCCUUGGAGUCACACAGCAGCUCUCCUCUUUCCAAGCCGAGUUCAACACCCAGCCUCACCGCAGCCUAGAAGGAGACUACAACCCCUUUGCCUCGCCACAGAAGAGCAAGUGUCCCAACAGUAACAACAACCACGUCCACAGCGACAGCAGCAGUAGUGUCACAGAGGAACAUUUGCAGGGAAACCCAAACCAGCUGCAGCAAGGCCAGAAUGGACUUUCACACAGCUCUGUGGAUAUAGUAGCAAACCGUCUCCAAAGCAGUCUAUCAGUAGUCCCUUGUAACCAGAUACAGGAGCCCUCUCCUUUUGGGCACUCUUAAUCCAAGGACUUAUCACUGUAUUGCAGCACUAAGUUGAACCUCUGGAAUUUCUCACACCUACAAACUUGGAGGCUUUAUUUUGGAGUGCGGCGGUCAAAACACUUUAUGCAAAGUCUAAUUACACUUAAACAAAACAAAAAAAAAAAACAGCCAGAGGCCAACGCUCCUGAUGUGCAGCUGAACCAACAUCCCACUGUAUGCACGUGUGAAUGCUAAGUUAAAAAAAACUGAGUGCUAUGAGUCAUGAGUGAUAAGUUUCUUUUACUUUAAAGAUUUCCUUUUUUUUUUUAGUUGACAAGGAUGCACAUGGACAAAGGUGAAAGUAGGGGGUGUUUGAGAGCCUUUUUGUGAAUAUGUGCGUGCAUUGAGCAGCCUGCAAAAGAGACAUUAAAGCCAUUAAUUUUGCCAACUGAUUCUACAGUUACUGCUCCUUUAGUUUGUUUCAAUGAAUUUUAGAUCCACUGGCCUGUAUAUCACUAAGGGGUAUGGUAAAGGCUACCCUGAAACACAGUUUCAGGUUAGAUUUCAGUCAGCGUAAUAUUUUUUACCACAUGAAUCUUGGAAAAUUGACAUUUUUUUUCUACCUUGUCACACUGCCUGGAUUUUAAAAAGCUACAAUUUUUUUAUUUUAUUUUUUUGCUUUAGUCAGUUAGGUUCUCAUAACUAACUAGAAAAGUAUAGAUUUGGAAAUAUGGAGUUAAAUCUGAUUGGAUUUAGUUUAUUCAUAUAUCUGUGGAAUCGGUGCUUUUAUUGUUAAAAUGGAAUAUCAUUAGAUAAAAUUCUCUGUGUUUUAUCCGGUCAUUGUGUGAGUUGGUGUUAAAUAGUAAGCCCUUAUUUCUUUUUCUCCAGAAUCAUCCACUUUAACCUUUCACCAAGCUUCAGACUGGCCCCGAAUUCACAGUGCUGAUGAAAAGCAAUAGAUGGGUACAUAAAGGGAGCAUUUUGGUAUUGAAAAGUUGUUUAUGAAUUAUAUGUUUCCAGGCUAAGUGAUAUUUUAAAGUAUCUAAUCAUGUGAGGCAUGAUUGGAUAGCAAAUGAUUAUUUAAAAACGAACCAGAGUAGCUUGAUUAUUGCUGUAAAGACCCACCCACUGAAUCCAAUUAUCAUUUAAGAAAUAUUAUGUGCCCACAUUAUACCAAACCAAAAUGUUUUAAUUUGUGUUUGACUUUUAUACAAUUAGGUUGAAUGUAUUUCAUGAAUGUAGACAGAAAUAAUCCGUUUGGCAAUGUUUUAUUUUACCCAAAGAAUCUGCAUUAUCUUUGACAUAAACUGGUAGUUUGAAGUGUUUCUUUUUUUUUUGUCCUGUCUUUUGUCUUUAUUAUAUUUUUGACAUUAUUCAUUGAGUUGUAUUGAACUAACUAGAGAUGCACCAAUGGCCUGGCUACAGGUAGGAUUUUGACCCUUUUUUUGUUAAUUGGCUCUGAUCGGUCUUUGGGCAUUAAAAUAAAAAAAUUUAAAAAAAUCAUUAAAUGCAUCAAACCCCCUGUCAUACUUUCUGCUUUUUGUUUCCAUGGUUUAGGAAGUCCUGUUUGCAGUAGGGUAAAUUAAACCUCGCGAUACACAUUUAAUUCUGUAGUGUAUGCAGGUUGAUCACCAGAUGACCCAUGUUUCCGAGGAUCUUUUGUCACGGAAAAAACGUUACAUCAGCAGCUCUCAAUGUGUAUCAUGUGUGCACCACUGCUACUGAACCAGCUAAAUAUUACAGCAAUGGCCUACUUUAUCCUAUCUGUGCCAAAGAUUUUCUUAGGAUGAUAGAAACUGACAUCUUGGUCUAGUUUCUGGUUCAUUUGGAUUGAUAUCAAACCACUUUUAGGCAAUCAGAGAAUUAAAAGUGAAUUUCCAGACAGGAAGUUGUCUAUUUAUUGUGAACAAUUUCAAAGUAUUCAUAGCAAAGCUAAUUAAGAUUUUCCUUGUACACAUGGACGACCCAGAAUUUUGGUUCACCAGAAGCCGUUUACCCAUAAAAUAUGUGGCAAGGUAGGAAACCGCUAUCAUAGGCUUGUAAUUCUGGGAUUUUCUAUUGGGUGUAAAAGUAUUUACCUCUGAUAAAAAUCUGCAACCUUUUUUUAAGUGCCAUGGUUGAUUAAAAUAGAAAUAAUAUGAAUGUAUUAGCAACAAAAAUCUAAUUGGUGCAUCUCUAGAACUCGCCAUUUCAUUACAAAUGAAUAACAACGGCAUGUCCUUUGGACAGUGUCACAGCUCAUUUACGCUCUUUUACAAAUUGUAUAAUCUAUGCACUGAGUCAUAUAACCUUUACAAAGUCUGUGUUAUUUUCCUUCAGAAUGACUGUGAAGUCAGAGAAAGGUUAUGAUCUCUGUGUUCAUACCAUCUAUGAUCAGAAUGGUGCCCUUUAGUUGAUGAAAGUGUAAAUCCCUGAGGUGCUGAACCACGAUAUGACAAUACCAGCCAAUACAGAAAUACAGCUCCAGUUGCAUUGAAGCGUUUCCUUCCAAUGACUUGUAAGAUAUGUUUCUUCUUCUUCCAAAUGUCAGUUUAUCAAGUUCUUUGUGUCUUGUUUUCUUUGUGUAACAUCUCUGAAGUUUCCAGUUAGCAGGAUGAAUCAGUUGGUAUUAAACUCAAGCAGCAGUGCAUGUAUGCAAAUGAUGAAGAGCAAAUAAGUGAAAGAUCCUUUUUAUUGUCUGAUGAAUGUUUCUGAAAUUAAAUUAUCACAGAAAUGAAUUACAU
Cyprinodon variegatus (sheepshead minnow) is the source of this 3592-nucleotide messenger RNA. RefSeq lists its product as uncharacterized. The coding region runs from base 33 to 908 and encodes 291 amino acids. Gene Ontology annotation, biological process: macroautophagy. Lineage: Eukaryota; Metazoa; Chordata; Actinopteri; Cyprinodontiformes; Cyprinodontidae. The record is from RefSeq and is a predicted model, not a curated record. Gene Ontology annotation, cellular component: phagophore assembly site. Gene Ontology annotation, molecular function: ubiquitin binding. The transcript has 5 exons.